Messenger RNA from Blastocystis hominis, 872 nucleotides. RefSeq lists its product as hypothetical. Lineage: Eukaryota; Bigyra; Opalinata; Blastocystidae. The transcript has 4 exons. The coding region runs from base 1 to 801 and encodes 266 amino acids. The record is from RefSeq and is a predicted model, not a curated record. Gene Ontology annotation, molecular function: phosphoprotein phosphatase activity.
AUGAGCAUAUUGAGAGCGUCGAAAGUGCUCGCAAAUGUCAACUUGGCAGAUAGUCAGGCCGUAAUUGUUACGGAAAAGGAGCCUGAAACAAAUGUGUCCGAUGUAGAGCUUUUGGCCAGGGAAUAUUCUCCGUUUGUUGUUGAUUGCUUGUUUGAAUGUAGAGUCUAUCUUAUAAAGUGUCUUCCUCCUUACGAGACUAUAAAGCGGACGGACGACUCCAUGUUACUUCCUCCACUUGAACGUGGUUCAAAGCCUUUUACACUUGUGUUAGAUCUUGAUGAAACCCUCGUCCAUUGUUCAUUGGAAUAUAUGGAGAAUUGUCACUAUUGUUAUCAUAUUAUUGUAGAUGGAGUGAAACAUGCUGUGUUUGCUCGUGUCCGUCCAUACGCAAACCAGUUUCUAGAGUAUUGCUCCCGGUUUUGUGAAAUCGUGGUCUUCACAGCAUCGAAACAGGAGUAUGCGGAUCGUAUGCUGGACUUUUUGGAUCCGGAGAAGAAAUUCAUCAAGCAUCGCCUGUUCCGCGAAAGUUGUACCAAAAUAGGGAAGGUCUACGUGAAAGAUUUAAAUCGUUUGGGUCGAGAUUUGAGACGAACUGUGAUUAUCGAUAACUCGAUCGUGUCCUUUGGAUAUCAUUUAGAUAAUGGAAUUCCGAUUUGCUCAUGGUUUGACAACUGGAAGGAUCAAGAACUAUACAACGCGGCUCGCAUCAUGUACUCUUUACAAGCAGUGCAAGACGUUCGUCCCUAUAUUACUAAUAUGUUUAGACUCCGUGAAACCAUCGAUUGCUUCAUUUGUGAAUGAAUAAGUGAAUGAAUGAAUGAAUAAAUGAAUAAGUGAAUGAAUAAAUGAAUGAAUAAAACCUAUACACCACA